Messenger RNA from Pelobates cultripes (western spadefoot toad), 373 nucleotides. Lineage: Eukaryota; Metazoa; Chordata; Amphibia; Anura; Pelobatidae. The record is from the annotation of a GenBank genome assembly.
ACAUGCAGGUGAUUUUGGACGCCUCCAUGUCCAGAUCUAUGACGCAGGCUCUGAUGCCUGCUAUGGGCGUGAUGUCGAUUUUAUUUGUCACAAACAAUCACUAAGGUCCUCAUUACAUGCUCAGCAGUCAGCUCAGCAGACUGCCAUGUUGACUGCACCUAUGCCGGCACCUGUCACACAAGGCCAUAAGGCUAUGGCCAAAUCUAAACACUCCUCCAAAACAAGUUUGACAGUUUUCCUGCUGUCACAGAUGGCACGCAAAUACAACUGCGCAAAAGAGCCACUAGCCGGGCAAAGUCGGCUAAACUAUGGAAGCGGACGAAAGCCCAGCUUAAUUUGUCUAAAUCUGAUCUCGGCAACAUUGAGGAAGAAA